Messenger RNA from Lactuca sativa (garden lettuce), 348 nucleotides. RefSeq lists its product as uncharacterized. The record is from RefSeq and is a predicted model, not a curated record. Lineage: Eukaryota; Viridiplantae; Streptophyta; Magnoliopsida; Asterales; Asteraceae.
AUGGCUACUUCCCUAUCAACUCUAUUGCCAGAAAGCCAGCAGCCUCAAGAGCAAGAACCCAUAGCACAAGGCGACGUUCAUUCAUCAUCAGGAUCCAUCGGGCCAUUCUUCGCAGUCAUGUCGGUGUUGAUGGUGCUUACCAUUCUUUCGUGUGUCUUCGGAAGGAUUUAUGGCAGACAGGCAGCGGAGGCACCCUUGGAUAAGGUUAUAAAGAGUAGAGAUUGUUUCGGUUGGUUAAAAGGCAGAUUAUCGCAUUGUAUGGUGGGUUGUGGUGGUGCCGGUGGUGGUCAUGUGAUUACACUCGCCGGAAAAGGGGAGUCACGUAAGGCGGAAGAGGGUGUCGUAUGA